AUGUCAGAACGUGGCGGAACUCGAGGUGGCUUUGGCACACGAGGUGGUCGUGGCGGUGAAGGUGGACGCGGUCAUGGUGAAGGUUUCCGCGGCGAAGGUGAAGGUCGCGGCCGUGGUCGUGGCGAAGGUCGCGGUCGUGGUCGUGGUCGUCGUGGUCAACGUCCAAAAGAAGAUUCAACUAAAUCAUGGGUACCCGUCACCAAACUAGGUCGAUUAGUUAAUGAUGGCAAAAUUCGUUCACUUGAAGAAAUCUAUCUAUUUUCUUUACCCAUCAAAGAGGCUGAUAUAAUUGAUCGUCUUUUACCUGGUCUUAAGGAUGAAGUACUUAAAAUCAUGCCAGUACAGAAACAAACCCGUGCUGGUCAACGAACACGUUUCAAGGCUAUCGUCGUUGUCGGUGAUAAUAACGGACACAUUGGUCUCGGUGUUAAAUGUUCAAAAGAAGUAGCAACCGCUAUUCGUGGCGCUAUCAUUCUUGCUAAACUUUCUGUUAUUCCCGUACGACGUGGUUAUUGGGGUAACAAGAUCGGUGCACCACACACCGUACCAUGCAAAGUCACAGGUGAAUGCGGUAGUGUACUCGUACGUUUGAUUCCUGCACCUCGUGGAACAAGUCUUGUCUGCGCUCCUGUGCCAAAGAAACUUCUCCAAAUGGCCGGUAUUCAAGAUUGUUGGACAGCAGCCAAAGGAUGUACCGCUACACUUGGCAACUUCGCUAAAGCUACAUAUGCUGCUAUGGCAAUGACCUAUUCAUACUUGACACCUGAUCUAUGGAAAGAAACUGUAUACACUAAAACACCAUUUCAAGAGUUCAGUAGCCAUCUUGCCAACACAACCAAGAAAUAUACUGUUGGCUCAGGUGACAAACACUAUCAAUAA
Adineta ricciae is the source of this 879-nucleotide messenger RNA. NCBI's taxonomy places the organism in Eukaryota, Metazoa, Rotifera, Eurotatoria, Adinetida, Adinetidae. The record is from the annotation of a GenBank genome assembly.